Diorhabda carinulata is the source of this 6788-nucleotide messenger RNA. RefSeq names its product BMP-binding endothelial regulator protein-like. Gene Ontology annotation, molecular function: protein binding. The record is from RefSeq and is a predicted model, not a curated record. Lineage: Eukaryota; Metazoa; Arthropoda; Insecta; Coleoptera; Chrysomelidae. The transcript has 9 exons. The coding region runs from base 348 to 2315 and encodes 655 amino acids.
AGCAAGGAUAACAGUGAAAACUGAAUCCUUGACAGUCGUGGAAGGGGGUCCACUCCACGCAACUGGAGAGUGUGUAACAGAAACUCUGCGUUCGAAUAUCCAACACAGGACCACUAUUGCAGUGCCGUCUAAACUAUCGCUGAGCGCGGAGUUCGACUGGUGAUUGCUAAGUUUAUUACGUCGCAUGUCGAUGGUUUAUAUGGCGAUCGCGAUUAUUGCGGGAAAACAAGAACGCGUGUGAAUUCUACGAUAUCAUUGUAUAGUUUUAUUUUUCGAAGUCAACUUUUUUUUAAAGCCGACACUGGUACCAAUUACCGACUGGACUCGAAAAUUAUUUGAUUCCUAUCAUGGUUCUUCAAAGAUUGUAUGGAUUCUUGUUCUUCACACUCUUGUUCUUGAUGGCAUCAUCAACGAAAUCACAAUUAGUGGGUUCCCGUAAAACUUGUUCCAAAGAAGGAGCUAAAGUAUCUGUAGACACAAUCGAAAAAGGAGCGUGUUUUUCAUGUGUUUGUAAGAAUGGUUAUGUGACGUGUACAGAUGGUUGUCCAAAAAUUGAUGGUUGUCAUAUGCUGGUGGAAGAUCGAUGUUGUAAACGAUGUAAAGGUUGUAUGUACAACGGAUUCCAUCAUCCAAGUGAAACAGAAUGGAGAAGUCCCACCGAACCGUGUACUAUAUUUCGAUGCGAAGCCGGUGUCAUAACUAUGUCACAACUCCGAUGUCAUACUCCGUGUUCUAAUCCAUUACCACCUCAACCUGGGGAAUGUUGUCCGACGUGUCCUGAAUGUAGGAUGAAUGAUCAAAUAGUAACUGACGACAGGGAUGUUACCUCAGACGAUCCUUGUUUACAAUGCCGUUGCACCGGGAGGAGAAUGGUUUGUUCAAAGAAAGCUUGUCCUGUUUUACAAUGCUCGCCACACCGACAAGUUCAUCCAGCAGGAGAGUGUUGUCCAAGAUGCGUCGGUACAAGAGCUUUAGUUAGUCUUAAGGAUACUUGCUUUAUCAAGACUUCUUUGUUCAGACAUGGUCAUAACUUCAGCGUAGAUAAAUGUACCAAUUGCACCUGUGAAAACGAAACGUCAAUUUGUAAAAGAUAUACUUGUCCAAUAUUAGAUUGCGCACCCGAUUUGCAGAAAUCUGUUCCUGGAAGCUGCUGUAAGAAAUGCGAAAUUCCACAACUGUCAGGCGAAUUCAAUUCUGUUUGUUUCUACAACAACAAUCUCUAUCAGGAUGGUGAACAAUGGAAAUUAGACGCUUGUAAAUCUUGCAUAUGUACGAGAGGAAUGCCCAGUUGCGCUAUUACUCGUUGCAACACUACAUCAACGGCUUGCACUUACGGUACUAAAUUUCAAAAAGUACCAGGAGAAUGUUGUCCGCGAUGUGUUGAAGUGGAAGGUGCCUGUAUGGUAUUCGGAGAUCCCCAUUACAAGACAUUCGACGGAAAAAUAUAUACCUUCAAAGGAAUCGGGAAAUAUCAGCUAACGGCUGAUUGCACUAACAACACGUUUUCGAUAGGAGUAGCGAACGUCCUUGUAGAUGGUAAUUCAUCAUCCACAAAGAGGGUAUCUGUGAAAUAUUUGAAUACGAGACUGAAUCUUCAGCAAAAAGGUAGAAUCAAAUUCAAUGGAACAAUCAUAUCUGCUCCGUUCAAAGUAGAUGGUAAAUUCAGACUCGAAACCAAAGAAGAGAAUUCCGUUGAUAUUAUACUGAGCAACGGCGUGAGGGUAUUUUGGAAUUUCAAAAGUUUUGUAGAAGUUAUUGUUCCUGCUAAUAUGAAAAAUAACGUCUGCGGUCUUUGCGGUAAUUUUAACUAUGAUAUACAAGAUGAUCUAACUUCUAAACCCGGUAAAGUACUAUCUAAUGGAGAAAUUUCGACAUUUGGUGCUUCCUGGUGUUUAAGCAGGAAAACAGAAUGCGCUAAAAAAUUGAAAAACCAAAAAAAUAAGUCGACAAAGCUAUUGAAGAAAAAGUCGUGCAAGUUCUUUAACAGCGAUAUCUUCUCAACUUGCAGAUCUAAACUAAGUGUUCAACAAUACUCCAGAGCUUGUAAAAUGGAUAUGGAUCACUGUAAAGGGCAUAAAUGUUAUUGCGACAGUUUAAUGGCUUAUGCCAGAGAAUGUGAAAGGCUCGGGGUGGAUCUAAUUUCUUGGCAAAAACAUACACUGUGCGAUUCAAGUAACCUUAAAAGUCGAAGAAGGAGACCGAAAAAGCUACACGGACAUAAUAGACACAUACAAAACCAAGAAGCUUUAUUGCUAAAACAGAUGCCAAAAUUUUUCAAUAAAACGCGUAGCUCCAAAGGCGUACCUUUAACUUAACUUUUGUCUUUAUACUACCUAGUCAUUUUCAGUAUUCUAGACUAGACCAUUGUUUCCGAAAUAAUAUGAUCCCAAGGCAGAAGUAUUAGAAGAAUGAUCAAUGCUAUCAAAAUACCUAUUAGACAUUAUUUACCAAGGAAUAUCAGCUUUCUCGAAUAAGGGUUUUCUUAAUGACUAUAGAUUCCCAUGGUAUUUGUAAUUAAACCCAAGGAAUAUCUUGUUGAUCUAUUUAUAAUAUGAAAUUAGUUCGUUGUAGCCUUUUCCUAAAUCUAAAUACUAUUCUAUGAUCCACUUAUUUCUUUUUUUCUUCUCAAGUUUCUCCUACUUCUAUUUUCGUUCCAUAGACAUUCUUAAUCUUUAAAUCUGCCGUUACCUUCUUUUCUUAGUUUGAUCUGUCCACAAUUGUAAUUUUUCCAGUGUUUUUUCACUUCCCUUUUUCUGUAAUUCUGCCUAUAUAAUAUUUUUAUGAGUUUUACUCUGUCUUUACGAUGAUUUUUUUCACAGUUUUUUUCUGUUUCAACUAGUCCUCAUAACUUUUCUCUUCGACAAAAUUUUUUCUCAUUUUUUUUAUUCCAGCUUCAUGGUUCUCCAAUAGUUGUAUCGCUGCCUCAUAUAUUAUAAUCUUAAUAAUUUUUUUCAGGUAUGAUUCAUAUCUGAAGAAAGUUCCAUAUUCUUGUAGUAUCAUCUGAUCAAUCCUUCGUUAUUACUGUCAAUAAGAAUCCUGAAUACUUGUUAGUACUUUGAAUUCGUUCCCUCUGAUUGUACUUUAUAUUUGGAUACAAACAUAACUUUUGUUUUUACUUUAUUUACUUUCACCUUCUUAUGUUCAGCGUUAUCCAUCAAUAUCAUGAUAUUUUUGAGCUCCUGAUGUUCUCUGCGUAAGUUAGAAUUUGUAUUUGUUCUGUUGUCAUCAGUUUUCUAAAUAACUUUAUCUAAUAAAAUAUUAGAAAGUGUUGAAGACAUCUAAUUUAGCUGUUAGAAUCAAACUUCUUUGUUUAUCUUUCUUUUGUCAUUAGUGUCGAUUCUUCCAUUGUUAUGUCUGGUCUCCUUAUAUUACUCAGUGGUUCAAUAUUUUUUAAAUGUUUCUAUGUUUUUCCAAAAAGUGAAAAGGACACAUAACUCGAUGUUGUGGAUAAUGAGACGUUCGGCAAUCAUUUUGAAAAUCAAGUAAAACUUAUGACCCUCUUAUUGAAAUUGUUUCUCCAUAGCCAAUAUCUAAAAAAGUCUUAUAAAAUUGAUCUGGAUAGCCUAGUGCUCUUCAGAUCCAGAUUAUCAUUAAAGAUAAAUACCUAACUAACUAACUUCGUAAAAUUUUAUUUACUUUAAAAACUUGACUAGUAACAGUCAAUUGACUAUGAGCCUUACCUAGUUCUUUUACCAAAUAUAAAAAAUGUUUUGAUGGUAUUCUUACUUCUUUCAUGGUAUAUGUGUUGAAUUUUCGCAACAAAUUAUGAAUAUAUUAAUAAAUGGAUAACAAAAACUGGAAAUAGAAUAUUUUAUUAGAUUCUUUUGUGGUAUCUACCGAAUGUUAAACUUUUUCAUCAUAAGAAUGUUCGUUAUUACAUAAUUCUCAUUUGUGUUAUUUCUACGUUUGCUAAAUAUGGAAGGAAACAGUGGGUGAAAUUAUGGAUGAGAAGGAUGAUUAAUAAAGGUACGAUAUCAAUUUAAAAUGAGUUUUUAAUUAUUGCAAAAGGCUACAAUAUAAAACUUCUCCUUAUGUGAGCAUGGUAUCAAAAUAAAAUACUAUGAAAUUCUUCAAUUACUUCUCGUAUGAAUCAAAUAUUGUGUACUAGUGGUGUAAACUACUCAUUAAUGAUUAAAUAAAUAAAAUAUGUGUAUUCAUUGAAAUUAAUCUAAGAGGUACGCUGAUUCCGGACUUGCCCAAUAUUAUAUUGAAAGAUUUUGGUUACUUGAAUGCGCGCUUCGUGUUUUCGCAAGAAUAUGUGACUCUACAGUUACCAGUGUUCAGCGUUUGAAAUAAAAGACAUUGUUAGCGUAAUGUAGCUGGGGUUUUAGUUGAAAUUUGAGAUUUAUGAACGUUGCUAAAGUCGUCUUCCAAGCUUCCAGUAAUUAAAUUAACGCUACUCGUACUAUUUCACUUAUUUAUUAACAUCUCAAAUGUAUUUAUUGAUCUUUUUUGACUUAUUGAUGUUCGCCCUGCUACAAGGUUCAUCAAAUAUGAUUUGAAGUAUUAUAAAAUAUAAUUGUAUAUUUUUAUGGUAGAUAUGGUACGUGUCACUCGACAAAAGUUUUGUAUAGAAUAAUAUUUUUAAAUUGAUGGAUAUUUUAAUAUUCAUCUUUAGUUGCGCUUAUCAAUCAAUUUGAUGAUAAUCAAAUCCAUUUGGUACUUAUUUUUUUGCAUAGGUAUGAUUUAUUCUGAUAAAUACCACGUUUUUUAUUAAAAAAUUAUGUACUUUUUGAUUAUCAUUUAAUAUUUUUAUACUUUUCACAUUUUCUUUUAUAUUUUGAUCUCAGAUUUUAUUGAGAAAUUAUCUGACAAUUUGUUAUUGUCACAAAAUAGUGCUUAGUUUAUGCUUAUUCUCAAUUUGGUUUAUGUUAUUCUUAUUUCUUAUUCUGUAUUUGAUAAUUGUGAGUUCGUUAAUGUGAAGUACGUAAAGAAAAGAAAUGUGAUAAAUUCAUCUUUGUAAUUCGACAAAAAGUGAUAACUAGAAAAAUUACUUUUAUUUUCAAUUAUAUUAUAAUAAUUUGUAAAUAUUAUUUGUUCUAUUUUUCUAUAUAGUUUAGCAAAUAAAUUUGUAAAUAUGCAAAUAGGUUGUGUAAGUGAGAAUAGUGGAUAUAACUGUGACACGUGCCACAGUUUUAUGUAAUUAAUCACAGUUAAAUACAUUCUUGGUAGUUAUUUUUACAUUUUGUGAAAUAUUUAUUUAUUGUUUUUGAUAACUCAAUUUUCAGGUAGAGUGAACUAUCCUACAGUGAACAACUAAUCUUUCGUAUUGACAUAUCUGCCACAUUUUCGAAAUAAAAAGUUCUAAAAACAGUUUGAUGAAGUGUUCGCUUCAUUGGAAUCAACUCAACACCCAAUUCACUUCCAAAAACUUGAAACAUAGUCAUGUGGUCACACUGAACUAGUUAGUAUGUACACGACCUUCAAACAGUAUAACUAAUAAAAGAACGUAACCAAAAAGAUACAAGACGUGGCAGCGUUGUCGAGGAAUUCUCGUCGAGAUUGAAUAUGCGAGUCCCGUAACUACAAGAUGGAUGCCGUUGCAAGACGUUAUAUGUAUAAAUUGUUAGAAAUUGUCCUUGCCAAAAUCUGGAAUAGAUAUCCUAAUAUUAGUAUUCCUGGCAAUUUCGUAGGCUAUCUUUCUGCAAUCUAUGCUUGUUACUUGUUAAUCAAUUAAGGAAGAUGUAAAAAUUUUAUUUAAUGCUUAAUUGUUCAUCUGACUGCAUCACCUAGUUUUUGUUGAAUGAGCAAGACUAGUUCUUUUUUCUUAAAUCAUGAUGUGUUAGAUAAAGCAUCUCUAUAAUUUGUUCUUCGAAAUUUUUUCGAGCCAUGCUAAAACAAUUGAAAAAAUAUGGUAAUACAAAGUGGUAUGGGGCUGACUGUUAAAUUUCCACCACAUCAAAUAUAAAUACAAAAAAAAAUUCAGACGUUUUUUGUUGCUUUGCCGUUUCCUUCGACUAAAGUAAUCUGCCACAAAGAAACUCAGAAAACGAACGACGUGGUAGUAAAAUUCCUGUCAAAUGCGCUGAAUAAUUUACUUGGAAUGCGCUCCCCACAACAUCUUAGAACAAACUGAAAGGUAAUAAUCGAAAUGAUGUUAAUCGAAACAGAACGAAGAAAUUGAAAAUGAUGUACUGUGUAUCUUGGUUCACUGUGGGUCAGUUUAACUUAUAUAUUUGUAAUUAUAUGCUUACUAAAUAGGUUAUUUUUCCUAUAAAUUUUUAGUUUCAUUCGUCUUUUCAAAAAAUACCUGUCUAUAACUUUAUUUUUAACAUUUAACUCGUUCGUUUCCAUGUAAUUUUGGAAUUUAUGAUUUUAAUUUACUUGAUAUUUGAGCAAUGAUGAACUUCAAACAUUCCCCUAAUUACCUUUCGUAAGGUAUCAUUAACAAAUUGGUUAUUUCAUCAUAAUAAUUGUUGAUAUAGACUUCUCGCCAUAUCUUACUGACCAGUACUUCAAGAUAUUCCCUAUUGUCAAUUUAUGUUACAUCUCUUAUUUUUACUUGCGACAAUUUUCUUUUAAUAAUCCAAUCAAUGUCAGAAAUAAUACGAAUCAUCUAAAAAUUUAUCAGAAUAAUUAAUUUUCCAACAACAACUAAACCUAGAGUAUAUCUAUGUGUUUUAUUGUAUUAUACCAAAGACAUUUAUAUUUUCAAUUUCAAAUUAUUUUUUUAUUGAAUUGUUUCUUAUUAAAAACAAUUUAUUUGUAUAUACGUUUUAGUAUUUCAUUGUUUUGUGCAUGAAGAUCUCUGUGUAUUGGUAAGAAAAAUAAAGUUAGUCAUAUGUUCA